This is a messenger RNA of Capsella rubella, 2143 nucleotides long. RefSeq names its product L-type lectin-domain containing receptor kinase V.5. NCBI's taxonomy places the organism in Eukaryota, Viridiplantae, Streptophyta, Magnoliopsida, Brassicales, Brassicaceae. Bases 1 to 1974 code for a protein of 657 amino acids. Gene Ontology annotation, molecular function: protein kinase activity; ATP binding; carbohydrate binding. Gene Ontology annotation, biological process: protein phosphorylation. The transcript has a single exon. Gene Ontology annotation, cellular component: plasma membrane. The record is from RefSeq and is a predicted model, not a curated record.
AUGUCUCGUGAACAUAUUAUUCUCUGUCAAGCAAUUCUUGCUCUGUUCUUUACUCUGUUUUACAAUUCCCAUGCCUACUUCGUCCCACACGGAUCUGUAGGAAUCGGCUACAAUGGUUACUUCACUUUAACCAACACAACAAAACACGCUUACGGUCAGGCUUUCGACAACGAACAUUAUACAGUCAAGAACUCAUCAACAGGUCUCCUAACAUCUUUCUCAGUCAACUUCUUUUUUGCGAUCGUCCCUGAGCAUAAUCAUCAAGGCUCACAUGGUAUGGCUUUCGUUAUGUCUCCCACAAGAGGCCUUCCCGGAGCUUCUUCCGAUCAGUACCUCGGAAUUUUCAACAAGACAAACAACGGUAAAAGUUCGAAUAACGUGUUAGCUAUCGAGUUAGAUAUACAUAAAGACGAGGAGUUUGGAGAUAUUGAUGAUAAUCAUGUUGGGAUUAACAUUAAUGGUUUGACAUCUGUUGUCUCUGCUUCUGCUGGUUACUAUGAUGAUAAAGAUGGAAACUUUAGAAACCUUUCUUUGAUCAGCAGAAACGUAAUGAGGCUUUCGAUUGUUUAUAGUCAACCUGAUCAGCAGCUCAAUGUUACUUUAUCUCCUGCUGAGUUCCCUGUUCCGCCUCAGAAACCGCUUCUGUCUUUAAACCGAGAUCUCUCACCGUUUUUGCGUGAGAAAAUGUACUUUGGAUUCACUGCAUCGACAGGGUCGGUUGGAGCAAUACAUUACAUGUUGGGUUGGUUUGUUAAUGGAGUAGUCGAGUAUCCGAAAUUGGAGUUUGGUAUGCUACCAACCCUUCCUCGGUAUCCUAAGAAAUCAUCUAAUAGAACAAAAACGGUUUUAGCGGUCUGCUUAACGGUAUCCGUGAUUGCUGCAUUUGCCGCCUCGUGGAUGGGUUUCAUCUUCUAUCUGAGGCAUAAGAAGGUUAAAGAAGUUCUUGAGGAAUGGGAAAUUCAAUAUGGACCUCAUAGGUUUGCUUACAAGGAGCUUUACAAUGCCACAAAGGGUUUCAAGGAGAAACAACUACUUGGGAAAGGAGGUUUUGGUCAAGUCUAUAAAGGAACACUUCCAGGUUCUGACGCAGAGAUCGCUGUGAAACGGACUUCUCAUGAUUCAAGACAAGGGAUGAGCGAGUUUCUAGCCGAGAUUUCAACCAUUGGUAGGCUUAGACAUCCAAAUUUAGUCAGGCUUUUGGGGUAUUGUAGGCAUAAAGAGAAUCUCUAUUUGGUUUAUGACUUCAUGCCUAAUGGAAGCCUUGACAAGUAUCUAAACCGUAAUGAGAAUCAAGAACGGCUGACUUGGGAGCAACGUUUCAAGAUUAUCAAAGAUGUUGCAACUGCUCUCCUACACCUGCAUCAAGAAUGGGUGCAAGUCAUCAUUCAUCGAGAUAUCAAACCGGCUAACGUUUUAAUCGACCAAGAAAUGAAUGCGAGGCUCGGGGAUUUCGGACUUGCGAAGCUGUAUGAUCAAGGAUUUGACCCUGAAACAUCUAAAGUAGCGGGAACAUUCGGGUAUAUAGCGCCAGAGUUUCUAAGAACAGGAAGAGCGACUACAAGCACUGAUGUGUAUGCCUUUGGGUUGGUAAUGCUUGAAGUUGUCUGUGGUAGAAGGUUGAUAGAACGACGUGCAGCAGAAAAUGAAGUAUAUCUUGUGGACUGGAUCUUAGAGCUUUGGGAAAAUGGGAAAAUUUCCGAUGCGGCGGAGGAAAGUAUACGUCAACAAGGAAACAGGGGACAACUUGAGCUGGUUUUGAAGCUCGGCGUCUUGUGUUCGCAUCAAGCAGCGUCAAUCAGACCAGCUAUGAGUGCGGUUAUGCGGAUUUUGAAUGGCGUUUCACAGCUUCCAGAAAACCUUCUUGAUAUCGUAAGGGAUGAUAAAUUCAAAGGAUGGCCUGAGACAUCAAUGGAAGUACUACUUGAUGUGAGUUCAUUGGAGGUAACACAUUCAUUUGUCUCCCACGGACGUUGAAAUUUUUGGUUUACCAAGGUGAUACACAAAUCUGAGCUUCAGGCACAUUUAUAUUGAAAAAUUGAAUUGUCAGCAAUACAAAAGACGAUCAUAUAUUUUUUCCGGCUAUGUCCAACUAAACCACACUCGUCUUUCAAGACUUCUAUAUCCUGACGUCUCUUUUUCUCAA